This is a messenger RNA of Mytilus trossulus (common blue mussel), 2837 nucleotides long. Its product is annotated as integrin alpha-4-like. The record is from RefSeq and is a predicted model, not a curated record. The transcript is spliced from 19 exons. Gene Ontology annotation, cellular component: integrin complex; external side of plasma membrane. Gene Ontology annotation, molecular function: integrin binding. Gene Ontology annotation, biological process: cell-matrix adhesion; cell adhesion mediated by integrin; cell-cell adhesion. Bases 63 to 2765 code for a protein of 900 amino acids. Lineage: Eukaryota; Metazoa; Mollusca; Bivalvia; Mytilida; Mytilidae.
UGAAUAUAGAAGAGAGGAAUAUCACACAGCAUGGGGAAGAUCAUCAGUUAUUAGGAGCAUCUAUGGCAGUAUUCAAUGACAGUGUUGUUAUUUGUGCACCUCUAUGGAAAAUGAUGAAAGGGAAUUUGAGUGAUCCCGUUGGUCGAUGUUAUAGCGUAGACAAAUCUCUAGGACAUGAUCAAAGUACAAUCUUAAAUUUAUUCACUAAUGAAAGUGGGAACAGUUAUGCACAAGCAGGGUUUUCAUUAUCACCGAAGGAGUUACAGGACAAACAAAGGCAGACAGUUCUUAUAGGUGCACCCGGACUCAAUCAUUGGAAAGGUGGUUUUGUACGUCUAAAUAUGGAAAACACACAGAGGUUUCAGAUGUACUCUCAUGGAAAAAUACAUUCUGAUAUAAAGAAUGCAAUUGUGAAUAACACAUUAAUGGGAUAUUCAAUAACAACUGGAAAGCUGGCACUGAGACAUGACUGUUUGAAAGCAGUGGUAUUGGGGGCACCGUACUUCAAGGCAACAGAAGGAACUAUAGGCUCUGUAUUGGUCGUAUGUCUGCAGAAUGAUGAGAGUUUGGUGGUAAAAAAACAAGUUUCAGGUAAAAAGCAUGGAAGUGGGUUUGGGACUGCUCUUGUGUUCGAAGACAUUAAUGGAGAUGGUUUAGAUGACCUGAUUGUAGGUGCUCCUUUCAAUCGUAUUGACUCUGGAGAAGUAUAUGUUUAUUAUGGAUCUGAUACCGAUGAUGUGUUAGUGAAGAGUGAACAAGAACUGAUAAUGUCCGUUCCAGGGAGGUUUGGUUCUGCAAUACAGUGUGUAGGUGACCUAAACAAGGAUGGUUACAAAGAUAUUGCAGUCGGUGCCCCAUAUCAGCGUGACCUUAGAGGUUCAGUUUACAUCUAUAAUGGUGGACCUACGAGUCUUAUCUUCACACAGGAAAUACGAUCUGAGGAGGUCGGAAAAAAUCUAUUAUCGUUUGGAUGGUUUAUUUCUACCUCAUUUGAUAUUGACCACAACGGAUAUGCAGAUUUUGCUGUCGGUUCAUACUUGUCAGAUACAGUUUUGGUAUUGCGGACAAGGGCCAUUAUAGAUCUGACGUGUCAAAUGAAUAUUACACCGUUGUCAAUACCAUUAAAUUCUUCUGGGCUUCACUGCCACAAUGAUAACUUCAAUCCAUGCGCUAGACUGAAUAUAUGUUUCAACUAUACUGGACUACGAAUUUCAGAGAAUAUAUCUGUUUCCUACACAAUAAACAUAGACACUAACAGAACAAAGACAGUACCAAGUAGAGUUGCAAUAUUCUAUAACAACACAUACCAUAAGGAUACAUUCAGCCAAUAUGAUGUGAUGAUAAGUAAAGGCGGGGAAUCAUGUUCAUCAGUUAACAUUGUUGUUCCGAUUGUUACUAGGCAGUUUCUAGAAACACUUACAGAUAAGCUAUACGUGGAAGCGUCAUUUAGCCUUAGCGAGAAUCAACCACCUGGAAAACUAAAACCUAUCCUGAACAACAAGCCAAGAACACAGAAAGUAUUGGCGAUGUUUGAAUCCGGUUGUAAUGGUACAUGCUAUCCAAAUUUAAAGCUGUCACUUACUUCAAAACCAAACGUUAUCAUUUUUGGGAAAACAGUUGAAAUAGACAUACAAUUGAAAGUAACUAACUCCGACGAUCAAUCUCAUGGGACAAGGUUUAUCAUCUUAGCAUCACACAACACGGAUUAUCUUGGUUUUUAUCAACCGCAGCAUCAAGGAACCGAGUUAGGAACUUGUAUAGAUCCAAUGAAUGUUUCUGUUGUCUACUGUGACCUUGAUAAGAGUUUAUUUCAACAACAAGUGGGCUUAUUCAACCUACGAUAUAAUGUUUCUAAACACCGACUAACCGACCAAAACAUAGAUGUGUAUCAUGCAACUAAGAGUGUUGUAUAUGCUGUGAAUGUAUCCUCAACAAGUUCCGAUCUUGAUUGGUCUGACAACAAUCUUCAACUAGAAGUGCCGAUACAAUAUGUGUCAGAAAUUCAACUAACAGGUAUUUCAGAUCCAGAACAAGUAACACUGUCAGCUGUCUCCAGCAUUAAGUUGGUUCACACGUAUCACGUGUACAACAUGGGUCCAAGUCCGAUGGCUUCAGCUGUUGUUAGAGUUUGUUUUCCCGUAGUUUCAACACAAGUUCAGGCUAAAUCUACAAGCGAUAAAAUAACAUGGAAGGUUGAUGAGAAAACGAUUGAUAAGAUGCUUGAUGGAGAAAGUCAUAUUUCGCAGAAAAACACAGAAAAGAAAACAACGUUUGGUGAAAUAUCAUGUGGUACUGUUGACGAAUCUAUGAACGUAAUAUAUGACGUCACAAUCACACAGUUAGACAUAGAAGAAACCGUUGAGAUUGACUUUCAUGUUGUUCUUCAAAAAAGUGAUUUGAUAUUUGAUAAGGUACCUGCUAUUCUAUUCAAAUCAACAGGAAAAGUUAAAACAACAAAUAGGAGAGACUAUACAAUCACAUCCUUGAAUGCAACUUUCCAGGUGACGUCAGAGAUUUUUCCGAUGAAUUUUGCUGCGGAAACUGGCAGAAUAUCACUUUGGAUAAUUAUUGGUGGAUGUGUCGGUGGUCUGGCAUUACUUGUAAUACUUGGUGUAGUUUUAUGGAAGGUUGGAUUUUUCCAAAGAAAAAAGAAAGACGACAUUAACAAAUGGAAAAGACAGUCUGGGUAUUAUGCCUCCAGAAAAAGUCAAACUAUUGAUCAUGUUCCGAGACAAUCAAACAUGGUUAAUUCUGUCCACUGGUAAAAUCGGACCAAUCUAAUAUCAUAUAACUCUGUCCUUUCACUUGUCCAGACAUCUAAUAAAUAAUACUCGUGA